This is a messenger RNA of Stegodyphus dumicola, 513 nucleotides long. RefSeq names its product zinc finger BED domain-containing protein 5-like. The record is from RefSeq and is a predicted model, not a curated record. Lineage: Eukaryota; Metazoa; Arthropoda; Arachnida; Araneae; Eresidae.
AUGUGUAAAAAUGUGGAUGAUUGUAUUAAAACUUACAAGGCCGAAGAACAACAUGUAAAAGUGGUUUUUGUAACCAUUGAAAAUCAUUUAGCCAUACUGACAAAGAAUUUUACAAAUUAUUUCCUUGCUGUCGACAAACUCAUAGAAAGUUACGAGUGGGUUAGAGAUCCAUUUCAAAAUACUCCCGAAGUGCUCUCAAUUGCCGAGGAAGAAACCUUCAUAGACUUCACGACGAGUGGAGAAACCAAAAGACAAUUUAGUAAUAAAUCACUCUUUGAAUUUUGGGCAGGAGUGAGUGAUGAGUUCUCUGCACUAAAAACAAGGGCAUUUCGCAUUUUAUUACCAUUUUCAACAUCCUACCUUUGUGAAACUGGAUUUCUGCUGGCGGUGGCUUCAUUGAAGACAAAAUAUAGAUCUCAGCUAAAUAUAGAAAAAGAACUGAGAGUGUCUAUUUCUACCUUCCUUCGAAAAACUUUGCAAGACAGGCCCAAGGAAGUCACUAAGAAUUAUUAA